AUGCACGACGCACCAUGUCAGCUCGCAGAUUCCCAGUUCUGGUGGUGCGGUCCAGACAUGUCCGGGUUACACACGCCGUCCCCAGGAAAGGCAUUGUCAGCAACAGCGGCGGCAGAGCUGAAGAAGCCUGCAGUUGAGAUAGCUCAUUUCAGUUAUCUGGCGAUCGCCGCCUUGCCCGCAUUGGAUCCAGAGCGCUACAGCAGCCUCCUCAAGCUGGCCCGGGUCAUUGCCUGGAUCAAUCGCUUCUCAAGCAACGCAAGACGCCUGAACACUGAGCGAGUGUCAGGCCCCCUGUCCGUAGAUGAGAUCCGCAGUGCCGAGUAUGUCAUCAUACGUCAGUGCCAGCAGUCAGCCUUCCCAGAGGAAAUCAGUGCUCUACAGCGGGGAAAGCCUAUCUCUCCUAAGAGUGUGCUGAGCAGCUUACAGCCGCAGCUCGACGAAGAUGGUAUUCUGAGGUGUGGUGGUCGGUUGCGCUAUGCAGAGCAUAUUUCGGAUGAUGCCAGGUGCCCGAUCAUUCUGCCCCGCUCGAGCAGAGUAACCACUUUGAUAGUGAAACGAGCACACGUCCGCCUGUUUCACGUCGGUGGAACCAAUCAGACCUUGGCAGCGCUCAGCCAACGGUUUUGGAUAGUUUCGGCCAGAGAAGCUAUUCGUGAGUAUGAGCAGCAGUGUCAAGCGUGUCGACGGCAGAAAGCAAAGACCCUGCAGCAGGUCAUGGCUCCUCUACCGAGUCACCGUACGAAGCCGUCAUUGAGUGCGUUCGCUACAACCGCGGUUGAUUUCUGCGGACCAUUCUUCACGAAGCAGGGACGAGGACGAGCCCAGUGUAAGCGGUACAUGGCUGUCUUUACUUGCACCGCUACGCGAGCAGUUCAUCUCGAGCUGGUGAAUGACCUCACCACCGAUGGAUUUCUCAACUGCUUGAGUCGGUUUGUCAGUCGUCGUGGAACGCCUACAGAUAUCAUCUCGGAUAACGGCACCAACUUCGUCGGCGCAGUCAAUGAGCUGCAACAGUUGGUCGGCAAAGUCAACCAGCAGCGAGUAGCCAACAAGUUGUCUGCUAUUGGAGUGACUUGGCACUUUAACCCACCAGCAGCACCUCACUUCGGAGGAAUUCAUGAGUCCAUGGUCAAGAGCGCCAAGAGAGCAGCCUACGCCAUACUCACCCGAGCAGAUAUCACCGAUGUAGAGCUAGCAACGUGCUUUGCCUCAGCUGAAAGCAUGCUCAACUCGCGUCCCCUAACGUAUCAGUCAGCUCACCCGUCGGACGACAUUCCAUUGACGCCAAACCACUUCCUCAUCGGCCAAGUCGGUGGUCAGUUCGCACCAGCUUGCAGCGAAAGUAGCUUCAGCCCGCGCAGGCGCUGGCGCGCUGUGCAGCAUCUGAUUGGUCAAGUGUGGACUCGCUGGAUGAGAGAGUGGGUACCUCUUCUCAACCCGGCCAAGAAAUGGAGGCAAGAGUUGCCAGACCUGAAGGUCAACGACGUGGUGGUAGUGGCAUCUAACGAUACACCACGUGGGCAAUGGCCGUUAGCACGCGUAAUGGAAGUCUAUCCCGGCAAGGAUAACCAUGUACGAGUGGUGAAGCUGCGUCUAGCAACCGGUAAGAGCCUUGUGCGGCCUAUUGCUAAGCUAUGUCCGUUGUGUUGA
Molecule: messenger RNA, 1650 nt
Organism: Sycon ciliatum
Lineage: Eukaryota; Metazoa; Porifera; Calcarea; Leucosolenida; Sycettidae
Exons: 1
Coding region: 1-1650 (549 amino acids)
Biological process (GO): DNA integration
Molecular function (GO): nucleic acid binding
Source: RefSeq, a predicted model, not a curated record